AUGGACAACGUGUGCGUAGCGGCGUCAACGGUUGCACCUGACGCGGAGCGCAGCUGUUCAAGCGCUUUCCCUGAGGCCUGGUACCGGGCUUGCCGGCGAGUCUACAUCGGUAUGGUUAUCGGAAGCGGUGCGGCACUCGCGCACUGGGUCGCUGCGGAAAGACGAGGAGAGUCAAUCCGUGCGCUCGCGCAUCAGACGCUCUUACGAGAGUACCCAGAGUAUGGGCGCAUCUUUGGGCAAGGCGAAGCGGCCGCAACACCUGGACACGCGUUGUUGCGCAUCAAGCACUGGACGAAGGCGCUGGUCUCUCACUGGCCCACCGCUCCACCCCGCGAGUGCUGGGGUCAGCACGCUCGGCCUGUUGGUGCUAUGGUGGCGGCAGUUUUGCUGGCACUUGGGGGCUUGGCGCACUGGCGCUGGCGUGCUACAAUGGGAAUCUGGUGGAGGGCGAUUCUUCGUCGCGCAGUUUAUGUAUGGUGCAAGCUGCGCCUGAUAAUUGUAGCAUGCUGGAGGUUUCUCGAGCUGCGAACGCGAGCACUCGUUCACGUUGCCGCGAACUCUCGCGCAUCCUUUUGGAGACACAGGUGUACCGAGGACAGCUGUGCACCACGGCCAGCCGAGGACGCUGACCCGGAUACGGAAGCGAUUUGUGAGGGUCAGCGUGGCUCGCAAAGCGACUCUGUACUGGGGCUUGCAGGCCGUCCUGGAUCAGUCUGCGUGCGUUUCGCGGACGACUCCCAAGCAGCUCCAGGUCACAGGGGGCUGCCUUCAGGCAAGUCCCCAGAACCUGAUACUCGUCGCUCAUAUGCUUUAUUGAGAGGCUCGCGAGACGUGGCGCAAAUCGGUUGCAGGAAUCUUGAAAUGCCCUCGUCGAAGAGCGAAGAUGUUGGCAGUGGCAAAACGAUAACUGCAGACGCCGAGCCCGAUGCGAAAGCGAGUACAGCCGAGUCAAGACCGGCUGCUUCUGCGUCUCAGAUCACCGGAGAGCCCGUGCCCCGACCAUACGAGGAACAAGCUGAACAAGUCGAUCAUGACUCGCGGCGAUCUGCAUCACCGAGCCUGUCCAUCGAGACGAGCGGACCACGUCCAGCGAACCAGCGAACAGCUACCCUUCGUCACGAGGAUUGCUGUCGAUCCAGCAACAAACACCAGAAGCAGAGAGAUCCGAUCGAUACCAGUGACGAAGGCGCCUUCCAGCACAAAGCCAAUACGGACUCGAUGGAGUGGGAUCCACCCUAUGCUCGGGAUUUCACGAAUGCGUCAAGCAGCUCCCUCGACCAAUUGUGUGCGAGUCAUUCGGAGGUUUUCGGCGCGCUCGCUUCUCGAUUGCGUUCUCUUCUAGGAGACUGCACCGAUUCCGACCAUGCAAGACUUUUGAACGAAGCCGCUAGUCUGCUCCAAAGACAUGCAUCUGCUUGUGGUGACGCGAGUGGCGAGCAUACCAAACUAGUUGCGAGUGCAUUUGCCAGGGUGCCACCCAUUGACGUUAUUGAAAAUCUCGUGACGACGCUGGAGGGAAUGAUGCUCGCAAACGCUGCCUUGCGGGUCGAGGCUGCUGCAGUACGGCGGGAGAUCGCUGCCGGUCUGGUCCCUAGUACGGGCGACGACUCGGCAUCGGAAGAUCCCUCACCCUGCGCACUCGCCGAGCAUGUUCACUCUGCCGGAGAAAGCCCAGCGCACGAGCACCCCUCACCAGCGGACACUCUGCUGCGCAGCCCAGUUUCUGCUGAUCCGGAGCACAGCUCGCGCUGGCGCUCGCCCAGCGAGUCCUCAUCAACACUAUCCGAUAUUGAAAAUGACAUGCGCUGCGCAGAGCGUGUCACGCAGAAGCUCGAACAGCAGGUCGCCCUGCUAACCAGCGCGAACCGCUCACGCAUUGCGACUCAGCAUCGUGAGAGCCCCUUGAACAAGAGCAGCGACUCGAGCGCGCUCCCCGCGAUCCUCGUAACAGUCAACGGCAGCCUGCAUGCACUUCCCCGAGUAACCGGUCGCUAUGUUCGCGAUUAA
This is a messenger RNA of Cyanidioschyzon merolae strain 10D, 2007 nucleotides long. RefSeq lists its product as hypothetical. The transcript has a single exon. The coding region runs from base 1 to 2007 and encodes 668 amino acids. The record is from RefSeq and is a predicted model, not a curated record. NCBI's taxonomy places the organism in Eukaryota, Rhodophyta, Bangiophyceae, Cyanidiales, Cyanidiaceae.